AGGAGAGAGAGCAGUGAUAUUCUUAACUCCUAGCAGCACAAGCUCAGCACUCUAUCUCCCAGAAAAAAUAAGGAAAUCAGUCUACAGCUAGACAGGCCGCAUUUGCUGGAUGGAUUCAAUCUUCUCUCUCAUCGGAUCCUAUAUUGACUGGGAUUUCAAAAGUCUGCUGCUCUUCACAGUAGUUUUCAUCAUUGCUGCAGAUUUUGUGAAGAACCGUCGACCAGUUGGCUUCCCUCCAGGACCUUUGCCACUUCCAAUUGUGGGAAACAUGUUUUCUCUUGACCACACCAGGACCCAUGAAGCACUGACACAGUUAGCAGAAAAGUAUGGAGACGUGUACAGCCUACGAAUGGGCCAGGUAUGGAUGGUCGUAUUAAACAGGUUUGAGGUUCUGAAAGAAGCUCUCGUAACGCAGGGAGACAGCCUGGCAGACCGACCGCAGCUUCCUAUGCAACAUGACGUAACACAUGGACUAGGUAUUGGUUUCACUAAUGGGCACAUGUGGAGGCAGCAGAGGCGAUUUGCACUUUCAACUCUCAGAUAUUUUGGAUUUGGAAAGAAGUCACUCGAGCCUGUCAUUCUGGAUGAAUUUACACAUUGUGCUGAAGAGUUCAGAAGCUUUAAAGGUAAGCCAUUUAAUCCACACCUCGCCAUUAACAACGCCGUCUCCAACAUCAUCUGCUCCCUGGUUUUUGGUCAUCGCUUUGAGUACAGUGAUGAGAAGUUCAAGAAACUGUUAGGGAUGUUUGACGAUGCAUUCCGGAUUGAAGCCUCCAUCUGGGCACAGCUCUACAACUCAUUCACUGUGCUCAUGAGACGUUUGCCAGGCCCACACCAGAGAUUCUUUCAGAUUUGGAGAGCGAUGUUUGACUUCAUACGCCAAGAGAUAAAGGAGCACAAGCAGACCUGGGAUCCCUCAGAGCAAAGAGACUACAUUGACUGCUACCUGAAGGAGAUUCAGAUGAAUAAAGGGAAACGUGACAACACUUUCGAUGAGGAAAACCUGAUUAUGUGUGUUGUGGACCUGUUUGCGGCUGGUUCAGAGACCACAUCCACCACCCUGCGCUGGGCAUUCCUCUACAUGGCAAAAUAUCCUGAGAUCCAGGAAAAGGUCCAGGCUGAGAUAGACAGAGUGAUUGGACAGUCCAGACAUCCAUCCAUGGAGGAUCGUGCAAACCUUCCCAACACAGAUGCUGUUCUCCACGAGAUCCAGAGGAUGGGCAACAUUGCUCCUCUCAGUCUGCCACAUUCUACCAACAGAGACGUCCAGCUGGGAGGCUACACCAUCCCAAAGGGAACUACAAUAAUUCCCAAUCUGACCUCUGCGCUGUUUGACAAGAAUGAGUGGGAGACGCCCUUCACCUUCAACCCAGAACACUUUCUGAAUGAGGAGGGCAAGUUUAUGAAACGAGCAGCUUUCAUCCCUUUCUCUGCUGGUAAGCGUCUGUGUCUCGGGGAGAAUCUGGCCAGGAUGGAGCUCUUCCUCUUCUUCACCUCCUUCAUGCAGCACUUCACCUUCUCCAUGCCUGCUGGGGUGAAACCUGUGCUCGACUACCGCUUUGGAAUCACUCUGUCACCGAAAGAAUAUGAAAUAUGUGCAAUCGCACGUCAAGAGUAGUAUAUUUAAGAAAAAAAGAACAGAAAAACAAAAAAAUUCCUAUUUCACCAAUAAUGUUUCUUUAACUGUCUGAGGGUGUUGAGAAUAGCAGAGCCUUUAAUUUGUCAAUAAAAUCUUUAUCUGAUAACUGUUA
Molecule: messenger RNA, 1751 nt
Organism: Amphiprion ocellaris (clown anemonefish)
Lineage: Eukaryota; Metazoa; Chordata; Actinopteri; Pomacentridae
Product: cytochrome P450 2J6-like
Exons: 9
Coding region: 110-1618 (502 amino acids)
Biological process (GO): xenobiotic metabolic process
Cellular component (GO): intracellular membrane-bounded organelle; cytoplasm
Molecular function (GO): oxidoreductase activity, acting on paired donors, with incorporation or reduction of molecular oxygen, reduced flavin or flavoprotein as one donor, and incorporation of one atom of oxygen; heme binding; iron ion binding
Source: RefSeq, a predicted model, not a curated record